AUGGGUGGCGCGGCUGCUGUGGGCAUUGCGGCUGUGGCUGUGCUGCUGCACGGAGCCCUCAGUGCUUGCUGCUCACACGGGCCUCUGGCAGCCAUGAACUGGCUCAGUCUCCUCGUCCUGCUGACCGUGGCCGGGCUGGCCCACAGCAUAGAGUACACCUGCGGAUGGACUUGUGGACUCCGACCCAUGGUGUCUGACUCUGGAUAUAAGAGUCAUGACUACGCCAUGACACGCAUCGUGGGUGGCACAGGUGCCCUGCCAGGGGCCUGGCCAUGGAUGGUCAGCAUCCAGCAUCCCAGGAUACCAGGCACAAAGCAUUUCUGUGGAGGGUCUCUCAUCAGGGCAGAGUGGGUCCUCACAGCAGCCCACUGCUUCGACCUUAUUUUUAACACCAGCUUGAUGUAUGUGGUGAUUGGGGCCACGCAAUUGACUCAGCCAGGACCUGGAGCACAAGUGCGCCAAAUUAAGAAGCUGCUUCGUCACGAAAACUAUAAGAGACAUGACAUGAGCUAUGACAUUGCUUUGCUGGAAUUGAGCCAGCCUGUCCAGUGCAGUCCCUACAUCCAGCUGGCCUGUGUGGCCGAUGCUAUCCUAGGAGUGUCAGUGUCACAGGAGCAUAACUGCUGGGUUGCUGGCUGGGGUGCCACCACUGCAAGAGCUCAAAACUCAAGUGAUCACCUGCAGGAGGCCAUGGUGCACCUCAUCAAUAUCCAACUAUGCAAUAGUACCUUCUGGUAUGCAGGGGAACUGCACCCCUACAACUUGUGUGCUGGUUACCCACAGGGAAACAUCGACACCUGCCAGGGUGACAGUGGUGGUCCUCUCAUGUGCCAGGACAACCACGCUGACUCCUGGUGGGUUGUUGGAGUGACCAGCUGGGGAAAAAGUUGCGGCAGAGCAAGGCGGCCUGGAGUCUACACGUCCACUCAGUACUUCUAUGACUGGAUCCUAUUCCACAUGGGCAAAAAGAAUAUUCAAAGAUUUAGUACUUCAAUGCCUCAUCCCUUGAAGAAUCCAAGGACAGAUUCUGAGACAGGCUCUGAACAACCUUUUCCAGUGCAAGCUAUCUCUCCACGCCCAAAGCAAGGGGAUCAACGCUGGAUGAUCUCCAAAGCUCCCUUCUACCAUAAACCAUUCUAUAGCUCCUCAAUUAGUUACUGCCCCUCCCCCAGUGCCCCAGACCCCCAUCCAGCACUCAGAACACGGAACCCACCGCUCUGUGACAUCAGCCCCUGCACCGAGGGCACCAAGGGCAGCGUGGCUGCUGUGGGCAUUGCGGCUGUGGCUGUGCUGCUGCACGGAGCCCUCAGUGCUUGCUGCUCACACGGGCCUCUGGCAGCCAUGAACUGGCUCAGUCUCCUCGUCCUGCUGACCGUGGCCGGGCUGGCCCACAGCAUAGAGUACACCUGCGGAGGGUCCUGUGGGUUCCGAGCUCCUGUCUACAACCGCAACAUUGCUUUUGACUACGGCAUGACACGCAUCGUGGGAGGCGCAGGUGCCGUGGAAGCAUCCUGGCCAUGGAUCGUCAGCCUCCAGCAUCCCUGGGCACCAUACCUAGGGCAUUUCUGUGGAGGGUCUCUCAUCACUGCAGAGUGGGUCCUCACAGCAGCCCACUGCUUCGAUGAGUAUAAUAACAUCACCAUGAUGUACGUGGUGAUUGGAGCCACCCAGUUGUCUCAGCCAGGCGCUGGGGCCGUAGUGCGCAAUGUCAAGCAGGUGGUGAUACACCCGUACUACAGUUCUGCCGACUACAGCUACGACAUCGCCCUGUUACAAUUGGACUACCCUGUCCUGUGCAGCCCCUACAUCCAGCUGGCCUGUGUGGCUGACCCCGCCCUAAGGGUCUCAGAGCUCUACAACUGCUGGAUUGCUGGCUGGGGUGCCACCACUGCAAGAGCUCAACAGACAGCUGAUCACCUGCAGGAGGCCAAGGUCCAGCUCAUCGAUGUCCAACUCUGCAACAGCAGUGGAUGGUACGCAGGAGCAGUGCACACCCACAACUUGUGUGCUGGUUACCCACAGGGAAACAUCGAUAGCUGCCAGGGUGACAGUGGUGGUCCUCUCAUGUGCCAAGACAACAACGCUGAGUACUGGUGGGUCAUUGGAAUAACCAGCUUUGGAAAAGGCUGCGCCAGGCCAAAGCGGCCCGGAGUCUAUACGUCCAUUCAGCACUUCUAUGACUGGAUCGAGUACAACAUGCAUGCACACGCAAUUGAAAGUGCUUCUUGA
Messenger RNA from Pseudopodoces humilis (Tibetan ground-tit), 2229 nucleotides. Its product is annotated as acrosin-like. Gene Ontology annotation, molecular function: serine-type endopeptidase activity. NCBI's taxonomy places the organism in Eukaryota, Metazoa, Chordata, Aves, Passeriformes, Paridae. Gene Ontology annotation, biological process: proteolysis; acrosome reaction. The record is from RefSeq and is a predicted model, not a curated record.